Bombus impatiens (common eastern bumble bee) is the source of this 1198-nucleotide messenger RNA. RefSeq names its product circadian clock-controlled protein. The record is from RefSeq and is a predicted model, not a curated record. NCBI's taxonomy places the organism in Eukaryota, Metazoa, Arthropoda, Insecta, Hymenoptera, Apidae. The transcript has 5 exons. Bases 80 to 823 code for a protein of 247 amino acids.
UCCUUGGCGCUGGAAACUAUAUAAACGGACCGCUUAUAAUUGGCUAGGCUAGCUGGGAGAUUUUUAACCAAAGUACGCCAUGUCGUUCCACACCGUUCGUGCAGUUGUCAUCGCGUUAUGCGCUAUCGCUAUCGUCGCUGGAGAUUAUCAGCUCCCUGCAACCGUGAAAACCUGCAAAAGAGAUUCCGAUGACUUUUCAUCUUGUUUGAGGCUAGCCAUACAAGAAGCAUGGCCCACGUUCGUUUCAGGAUUGCCAGAGUUCGACAUACCCGUUUUGGAUCCUUAUUACACCGAGUCUCAUUCCAUGGAAUUCGAAAAUGGCCAACAGGGUGGAAAAAUGCUUGCCACGGACAUUCGAACAUACGGUCUUGCCAAAGCACGUUUCUUAUCUGUGAAACCGGAGAUGGUAGACGAUCUCUUCCGCUUGGAAAUCGACGUUGAGAUACCAAAGAUUUUAAUCGAUGGCAACUACAAAGCCGAAGGUUACCUGGCAUCUUUUAGAGUGGGUGGAAAAGGUUUCUUCAACAUUAGCAUGGAGGACCUCAGAGUCACAUGGGACAUCUCCGGUCACGUAGUAAACGAUAUAUGGGUUGUGGAACACUUCAAACUAUCGCCUACAGUUGGAAAUAUGAAAAUCUGGUUCAGUGAUCUCUUCAAUGGAAACAAUGAACUGAACCGAGCUGCUCUCGUCUUCAUCAACGAAUACUGGCCUCUGAUAUACCGAGCAAUAUUGCCAAAAUUGACAGAAUCUUGGGACACGUAUCUGACCGAAUUCACCAAUCGUUUCUUCUCGAAGAUACCUUUCUCAACCGUGUUUCCUUGAGUCACGUCAGAACUAUAGCAAUAAAAUAAUUGUAAAAAAAGGAAAAAGCAUAGAUCUAAGAAGGAAGAAAGAAAUUUGAAGAAAAUUGAAGAAUGAAACCUGGAUAGAUUUUUCGAUGGAGUUAAACGUGGAUUGAAAUGGGAGAAAGGGACGCAGAACUGAUUGAAUUAUAUAAACGACGUAAGGCGAAUAAUUUUAUGGACAUUUUGUAAGAUUUAUUUGAUACACAAAUUGUAUGGGUUUCGAGGAUCCUUUUUUAAUUACCGAAGACACAGCUGCUAACAAAGCGGUGAUUAUACACAUGGAUUGUUAACUAGUGUUGUUAUUGGAUGAAGCAUCAUGUAAGAUAUAAAUAAACGCGAUGUCGAGUGUUAA